AAAAAAAAAAAAAAAAGAAAGAAAGAAACGCAUCUAUUCAUAUACUUUUUUCCAUUCCAAUUUUUUUCUAUUAACACUAUCCACAUACAGAACGGAGAGACAGAUUGAUAACAAGUUGAAAAAAAAAGAAUAAAAAAGAUGGUGAGUUUAACUAUGCAAGCUCCCAACAGUUUGAGGACCUUCUCUGUUUCUGCUUCCUCAAAUGGGUCUCCUUCUCCAACGAGCCGUGGGAAUAUAGGUGGUCCAGUGAUAUUGGAGCUUCCGCUGGAUAAGAUUCGGAGACCCCUUUUGCGAACCAGAACCAACGAUCAAAAUAAGGUAGAGGAAUUGAUGGACAGCAUCAGCCAAAUUGGCCUUCAAGUACCUAUUGAUGUGCUUGAGGUUGAUGGUGUUUAUUACGGCUUCUCGGGUUGUCAUCGCUAUGAAGCUCAUCAGCGUCUUGGUCUCCCUACAAUUCGCUGCAAAGUUCGUCGUGGAACAAAAGAAACUCUUAGGCAUCACCUCCGAUAAUAACUCUUUGCAGACUGCCUCUUCCUAAUCGAUCAGCAAGCAACCUGUUAAUUAGAGAUGCCUGGUAUUGUAUAUUUAUUAAAUUAGUUAGUAUAAAAUAUUGUACAUUCAAAAUAAUGCAAGUAUUUUACAAUUAUUGUUAUAGAUCUAAUAAUAUACACAUAUAUUUAGUGUUUUUGUCGUAAUGAUAUAUGGAAAACUUAUAAAAUAUAACUUUGAUGUGGUUAUUGUU
Messenger RNA from Cannabis sativa, 742 nucleotides. Its product is annotated as sulfiredoxin, chloroplastic/mitochondrial. The transcript is spliced from 5 exons. Gene Ontology annotation, biological process: cellular response to oxidative stress. NCBI's taxonomy places the organism in Eukaryota, Viridiplantae, Streptophyta, Magnoliopsida, Rosales, Cannabaceae. The record is from RefSeq and is a predicted model, not a curated record. The coding region runs from base 139 to 510 and encodes 123 amino acids. Gene Ontology annotation, cellular component: cytoplasm. Gene Ontology annotation, molecular function: sulfiredoxin activity.